Messenger RNA from Penicillium soppii, 5460 nucleotides. RefSeq lists its product as uncharacterized. NCBI's taxonomy places the organism in Eukaryota, Fungi, Ascomycota, Eurotiomycetes, Eurotiales, Aspergillaceae. Gene Ontology annotation, biological process: secondary metabolite biosynthetic process; amino acid activation for nonribosomal peptide biosynthetic process. The coding region runs from base 1 to 5460 and encodes 1819 amino acids. The transcript has a single exon. Gene Ontology annotation, molecular function: catalytic activity; phosphopantetheine binding. The record is from RefSeq and is a predicted model, not a curated record. Gene Ontology annotation, cellular component: cytoplasm.
AUGACAAAUGGCACGUGUGUGAUGACGCAAGGAACCACUGGCGAUGGCCUGAAAAAUCUCGGGGUGCUUGACAAGAAGAACGAAGAAGAGGUUAGAGUUUUCCCCCUGGGAAAGAAGAAGGUGGAUGAAGUGUGCCUGCUUAGCAAGGCCGACAUGCUUAAGCUGGAGGAAUGGAACCGCGUGGUGCCGGAGAAGGUAGACCGGUGCGUGCACGAGCUGAUCACGGAGUGGUGCCGGGCUCAGCCUGAUGCACCUGCCGUGUGCGCGUGGGACGGAAACUUCACGUACGCUGAGCUGGACGCGCUUUCGUCAGCGCUGGCAGCACGCCUGACCGAGCGCGGCGUGGGGCCCGAAGUAUUUGUGCCGCUGUGCUUCGAGAAGUCGCGGUGGACGACGGUGGCAAUGGUGGCGGUUAUGAAAGCCGGCGGGGCUUUUAUGCUGUUGGAUCCUAGCCAGCCGCUACUGCGGUUGAAAGAGUUAUGUGCUGCCGUGAAGGCCACGCUUGUCCUGUCUUCUCCGACAAACGAGAGUCGCAGUAAAGAGCUGGCGGACACUGUGGUUGUGCUGAGCAGUACCGUGGGAAUCUUUUCAUCGUGCAACCUACAUGAUUAUAGAGCCACAACCCUCGCGCAGCCUCAUCACGCUAUUUAUGCCAGCUUUACUUCUGGAUCUACGGGAAUACCUAAAGUCGUUGUGGUUGAGCAUUCGGCAUAUUGCACCAACGCCUUGGCUCAUAGCAACGCUGCACAGCUUAACAAAGAUUCCCGCGUCCUACAGCUCGCAUCGUACGCGUUCGCUGUUGGCAUUGUGCAAAUGGUCACGACUUUGAUGGUUGGUGGAUGUGUUUGUGUUCCGUCAGACUCCGAUUGUCGUGACAACAUCGCUGCCGCAGUACGCAGGUUUAGAGCCAACUGGGCCGCUUUUACGCCCUCCGUCUUAAGAAAAGUGCGGCACGACGACAUGUCAAACUUGAAAAAUGUUAUUCUUUCGGGGGAGACGCCAGUAAGGAACGACAUCACAGCGUGGCCAGACCAUGUUCAAGUGACUAUAGCGUAUGGCUCCGCCGAGACUGUGUGCUGUGCCGCCACUCAAAACAUGGGAACACUCUCCAGCCCACAACUGAUAGGCAAGAUGACGGGAAGUGUUGGAUGGGUCGUUGAGCCGGACAAUCACCACAAGCUGGUACCGCUAGGCGCCGUUGGAGAGUUGCUUGUGGAAGGACCAAUUCUAGCACGAGGUUAUCUGAAUGAUGCAAAAAAGACCACCGAAGCUUUCAUUGAGGCUCCGAAUUGGUUCUCAGCGUUUUGUGAGAGGUACAGCAAACCGUCAAGACGUGAUGGUCGAAUGUACAAGACGGGUGAUCUGGUCCAGUUCCACGUGGAUGGCAGCCUUACAUUGGUCGGGCGAAAGGACACGCAGGUCAAGAUUCGCGGCCAACGGGUGGAACUAGGCGAGGUUGAGCAUCAUGUCCAGCAGAGCCUGGUAGGUGACACCAGUCCGCUAGUUGUGGCUGAGGUGGUGACGCCGCGUGGCAGCAACCACCCGAUGCUGAUGGCAUAUCUUGCAAUCGGCGAAGGAGCGAACGAGAGCCCAGAGCGUGUGCGAGCGACACUGGACAGAUGGACGGAAGGUGUAGAGGAACGGUUGAUGGAGCAGGUACCGCGGUACAUGGUACCGAGCGCAUACCUUGCGGUGGACACAAUCCCAAUGACGGCGACGGGAAAGACGGAUCGGAGGCGGCUCCGUGAGAUGGGCAGGGCGCUGACUCUGGAGCAGGUGAUAGAGAUGCAGCCGUGCCGUGGUGCACUCCGGGAACCAGCAACAGGAAUGGAGAAGCGAUUGCAGGGGCUGUGGGUCCACGUGCUCAACCUGCCGGCCGACAGAGUCCGGGCCGAUGACAGCUUCUUCCGCCUCGGCGGCGACUCCAUUGCUGCCGUGCAUCUCGUUGCGGCUGCCCGGGAGGAGGGUCUUUCACUGAGCGUGGCCGACGUCCUCAACACGCCGCGCCUCAGCCAGAUGGCACAUGUUGUCAAGGCAGAAAGCUAUGUCGAAGAGAGUCCUGUGCCGUUCUCUCUCCUGCAGCCGAGGAUCGACGUAGGUUUUGCUCGGGCCCAAGCAGCGGCCCAGUGUGGGGUGGACACAGACCUAGUGGAUGAUGUCUUCCCAUGCACGCCGCUGCAGGAAGGGAUGCUUGCCAUGACAGCCAAGCGAUCCGGUGCUUAUGCCAGCCAGAUUUUGUUUCAGAUUCGGAUCGACAUCGAAACCGAGCGCUUGAAACAAUCUUGGAGGGAGGUUGUUGCGACGAUGCCGAUUUUGCGGACAAGGAUCGUAAAUCUGGAGGGACAAGGGCUGGUCCAGGUUGUGAUUGCAGGACAGGGCUCGUUCACAGCCUGCGAGGACCUCGGAACUUAUUUAAAAGCGGAUAAACAGGAACCUAUGGGGUUGGGGGCGCCCCUUACCCGAUUUGCGAUAAUACACACCUGCAGCGACCAGCGCCUGCUGGUGUGGACAGUACACCAUGCACUCUUUGAUGGGUGGACGAUGCCACUAGUGCUCAAACAAGUGGAACAGGCAUACUACGGCCAUACCCGAGACCACCUAGUUCCGUUCCAGGGAUUCAUCAAACAUAUCCUACAGAGCAGCGGCGGUACCUGCGAGUACUGGCAGGGUCAACUCGGCGGGUCCGAGGCGGUGCCAUUCCCUAGUCUACCAUCGCCCGAUUACCAUCCCCAGGCGGAUGACGCGCUACAGCAUCCAAUCACGGGCCUGCAGUGGCCACGGAGCGAUAUUACCGCAUCGACGACAGUCCGAGCGGCAUGGGCGAUUUUGCAAGGCCAAUACACGAAUUCAUCGGAUGUGAUCUUUGGAGCCACGGUGACCGGACGGCAAGUACCAGUUCCAGGCGUAGAGCGUAUGGCAGGUCCCACUAUCGCAACAGUGCCCAUACGGGUCAAGCUCAACUGGGAGAUGGGCGUGCUGGAUUUACUGCGACAGGUACAGACCCAGGCUGUUGGUAUGAUGCAAUACGAGCAGACCGGACUACAGCAUAUCCGGCGGAUCAGACCUGACAUAGAGCAAGCAAGUCAGUUCCAAACUCUCGUUGUGGUGCAGCCUGCCGCGCGGGAUAAUGAUCCAGAGAGCAACAAGCUAUUCCGAGCUAGAAAUGACGCUGGAAAGGAUAGUGAUGGAGGGCUGAAUGCAUUCAACACGUAUGCGAUACUAGCGGAAUGCCAGCUAGGAGCGGAAGGCAUAAAGCUACGGAUCAGCUUCGAUAGCCAGGUGGUGGAGAGACUGCAGGUGCAGCGGAUGGCGCAGCAGCUGGAGCACGUGCUACGGCAGAUGUGUGCGGAGAGCUCGCCACCCCUGAUGGUCAAGGAUAUGUGCGGGGUGAGUCAGGAGGAUCUGAGGCAGCUGGCGCAGUGGAAUGGCUCGGUGCCGGCGCGGGUGGACCGGUGCGUGCACACGCUGGUGGAGGAGCGGUGCCGCGUGCAGCCCGCCGCGCCCGCCGUCUGCGCCUGGGACGGCGAUUUUACCUAUGGCGAGCUGGACGCGCUGUCAUCGACACUGGCCGCGCACCUGGCCGAGCGCGGGGUGGGGCCCGAGGUGUUUGUGCCUCUGUGCUUCGAGAAGUCGCGGUGGACGACAGUGGCGAUGUUCGGGGUGAUGAAGGCUGGCGGAGCGUUCGUGCUGCUGGACCCAUCACACCCCUGGGCGCGGCUAGAAGCAGUGUGCCGGACCAUCUCGGCGCCGCUGGUAGUGUCCUCGGCGGCGAACCGCGUACUGGCGGCUGAGCUAGCGGCGGUGGUGGUCGUGGUGGGCGACGAUGUGCCGGCGUGGCGUAGCCCUACCCAAACCUGGACGGGAUCUGCUGUGGCCCCGGACAAUGCCCUCUACGCUGUCUUCACCUCGGGUUCCACGGGCAGCCCGAAGGGCGUGGUGGUCCACCAUGCUGCGUUUUGUUCGAGCGCUCGCGCACAUAGCACACGUCUCGGUGUGACUUCGCAGUCUAGGAUCCUCCAAUUUGCUUCCUAUAGCUUCGAUGUCAGCAUAUCUGAUACACUCACCACCCUUCUCACCGGUGCCUGUAUAUGUGUGCCAUCCGCCAAUGAAUGUAACAGCGACCUAUCUCAGACAUUACAUACAUAUCGGAGUAAUUGGACUCACCUUACUCCGUCCGUGGGAAGACUGUUACUGCUACAAACGCGAUCUGAACUCCAAGUCUUGGCUCUCAUCGGAGAGCCCAUGACAAGGGCAGAUAUUCAGAAAUGGAGUUCCCGCGUUCGACUUAUCAACUCUUAUGGGCCAGCAGAAUGCUCGGUGAUUAGUACACUCCGAACAGAUAUUAAGGCCGGGUCUGACCCACAGAAUAUUGGCUAUGGGGCCGGCUGCGUCUGCUGGGUGGUGGACCCGGCGGACCACGAACGGCUAGUGCCGAUCGGGGCGGUGGGCGAGCUGCUGAUCGAGGGCCCAAUCGUCGGGCGCGGGUACCUGAAUGACCCGCAACGGACGGCGGCAGCGUUUGUCGCGCCUCCAGCCUGGCUGCAACAAUUCCGGAGCGGCAGCAGCAUCGGACGGCUAUACAAGACAGGAGACCUGGUUCAGUACGCAACGGAUGGGUCACUGCGGUUUGUGGAGCGCAAGGACACGCAGGUCAAGCUCCGCGGCCAGCGCAUCGAGCUGGGAGAGGUCGAGCACCACACGCGCCGGAGCUUCCCGGGCGCACGCGAAGUGGUGGCAGAUGUCGUGACGCCGGUGGAGGCUGGGCGGGCGCCGAUGCUGGUGGCUUUCGUCUCCGUCGACAACCAGACCAAGGAAGACAAGUGUAACGAGGAUGACAGGGCGGACGACAUCAAUGACAUACUGGCGGCGCCCACCGACGCCUUCCACGCGGCAGUCCUGGCCGCUGAGUUUACACUCCACGACUCUGUGCCGGCGUACAUGGUGCCGGCGGUGUUCCUGCCCCUGGUGGCUGUGCCUCUGACCGCCAACGGCAAGACUGAUCGUAGCCGGCUCCGCGAUCGCGCGGCCACUCUUACCCGAGCUGGGACCCAGGCCUACUGUAGCCCUACGCCAACCAAGCGCCGACCAACCACAGCCGCGGAGCGGACGCUCCAGCAACUAUGGGCACAGGUCCUGCAAAUCACGCCUGACUCAAUUGGUGCGGACGACAGCUUCUUCCGCCUGGGCGGCGACUCAAUUUCGGCAAUGCACCUUGCCAUUUUAGCAAGGUCUCAAGGCUUAGACCUAUCUGUCUCGUAUAUCUUUGCGCUACGACAGUUGAGUACUCUGGCUGCAGUCCUUGUCAAAAGCGAGAACGUCGAGGCGAGCACGAACGUCAAACCCUUCUCGCUUCUGGAUCCUCAACAAAAGUCUGUUCUCUUAAACUCACGACCGCGCACUCUUACCAACGACACAAAACUUGAUAUCAUGCCUGUCACAAAUUCUCAUUUUUUUUUUUGA